This is a messenger RNA of Penicillium antarcticum, 906 nucleotides long. RefSeq names its product N-acyl homoserine lactonase family protein. NCBI's taxonomy places the organism in Eukaryota, Fungi, Ascomycota, Eurotiomycetes, Eurotiales, Aspergillaceae. The transcript has a single exon. The record is from RefSeq and is a predicted model, not a curated record. The coding region runs from base 1 to 906 and encodes 301 amino acids.
AUGACCGGUAGUCACAGUGGACCGGUACAACUGGAGUUCCUGACCACAGGAACGGUCCGCAUCAGACCAUCUAUGCGCUCACAACCAGUGGGCAGUUUCGCGAUCCUUCGACGCCUCAAAUCAUUCCUCGACAGGGAAUGGACUGAGUCGCUACCCGUGGGGGUAUUCCUCAUUCGCCACUCCGAAGGCAUUUUCCUCUUCGAUACUGGACAAUCACCUUGUUGCAACGACGCGGGAUACUUUCCACGGCUUGCUUUCGCCAACGGCUUUCUGAUUCAAUUCAGGAUAACGCACCAAGAUGGUAUUCUUGAGCAGCUACAUAGUUGUGGAAUCAAGGCGACUGAUCUUAAAGGUGUUGUUUUGAGUCACCUCCACAACGACCAUGCCGGUGGAUUAGAGGAUUUAGUUGCGGAAGCGCCAGACCUGCCUAUAUACAUCAGUCGUGAACACUGGAAUACCUUUGGAGAACAUCCGGUCUUUGUUAGUAUAGAGGGCGCUACCCCGAACCACUGGCCGAGAGAUUUCUCGCCGAGGAUUGUUGAUCUGCAGGACAACGCGCUUGGGCCGUGGAAAAAAUCAUACCCUCUGACAGAGGAUGGGAAAAUCGUCAUUGUGGAUACUUCAGGUCAUGUCCCUGGACAUAUCGGUCUGGUGGUAUAUGGCCAAGGCCCCAAGGAGGAGGAAGUCACAUUCUUCCUCCCCGGCGACGCAACAUAUGGCUUGGAUCUCUUGGAUAAAGAGGAGCCGGAUGGAAUUAACGACGAUCCCAUACGCGCAAAACAGACGUUGAGGACCAUCAAAGAGUUUGCUAGAGAAUCUGAUGUGGUCCUCUUGCCAAGUCAUGAUACCGACACACCUCGUUUACUUGCAGAGCGAGUCGUCUAUCGACCCAGUGACCCGAAGUGA